AUGGCCAGGAUCACUCUCAUUUCUGUUCUCAUCCUCUGGGCAGCCAUGCAGCAGGGAAGGGGAGAUGAAAUUACAGAAAAAGGCCUCUCUUUGCUAGGGUACCAUCUGUGCAACUACACCCUGACCAAAAGUGUGUUUAAAAUGGUUGCCUACCAAAAGUCCUAUGAGAAGAAGACAUCCUGUGGAGGGUGGAUCCCCUGGAUGGUGUGCCCCCAGACACACUACAGAACAAAGUUUCACAGCAUUGAGGUCCCUGAAACCAUCACUCUCACAGAUUGCUGUGAAGGAUAUGAACAAGUUGGACUCUACUGCUCCUUAGCACUCAACAGAUCCAGUGUAUUUGCCUCAAGACCUGGGAUUUGUCCAGUGAAGGAUAUGGAAACAUUUGAUUAUCCUUGCACGUUCGAUACUGAAUGUCCAGGGCUGAAAAAAUGCUGCAGCUCAUCCAAAGGAGCAGGCUGUGUGGAUCCUAUGCCAGAGGGGAGGAUGUUCUGGUACAACGUGACAGUGCUUGUGAAAAUGGAUUUUAAUGAAUUAAUCCGGGUGGAUUCCCACCUUCUGAAUCAUUCCCGCCUUUUGCACUCCAUGAUCUCUGGUGCACUGCAGCCCCUGAAUGCCUCAGUGCACCACAUCCAGAGCAGCCCUGGGGACAUCUACACAGGGACAGUGGCCUCCCAGCUUCUCCUCGGAUUGCAGCACCCAGCUGCCCUGGCAGAGGUCUCCUCCUCCCUGGAGGCCAUGGUGAAACGUGUGUAUGGAGUGAUUGACACACAAGUGCAAGAUGUCAACGAAUGCUCCUAUGCUGAGCUCAAUGCUUGCCCUGAAAAAAGCAGCUGUGUAAACCUGGAGGGUUCUUACAGCUGCCAGCCUCAGCAUGAACUUGCCACUGUCAUUCCCUGGCUGAGCCCAAGGAAGGAAGACCCCUCUGCAGUUAGAAACCAUCGAAUCCUCAGUGUUACCAGCAGCAGCUUUGAAAUGUCCUGGGCUGUCAGCUCCACUCUGAACCACACUUUCCAAGUCCGGGUGUCCAAGGGCAAUGAAACUGUGCAAAAGCUGAAGACAGAGGAAAUGCAAAUGGAUGUGUCUCACCUGGAAGCAGGUGUGAUGUAUUCAGUAGAGAUCAGCUAUGAAACUUGUGGAAAAACCAUCACUUCCAGUCAGAAUGUGAAAACAGAGGCCAAGAUAUUUAAUGUUACUAUGAGGAUUCUGAACAACAACUUCACUGAUGAUUUCCAUAAUUCCAGCAGCUCAGCCUAUGAGGAAUUUUCAAGACUGUUGCUUACAGAGCUUGAAAAUUCAUUUCCACCCAACAUUUCUGCCUUGUACAAAUCUGGGAAGCUGAAAGUGCAGAUUGAAUCCCUGGCAGCAGGAAGCAUCGUUGUGAGGCUCAGAAUCACCGUGCAGGAUCCUGAGUUUCCAGUGGAUGCCUCCACAUUUGCCCCAGUGCUUUCCUACCUGCACAAUGGCUCUGUGCUUCUGGUGGAUCAGCAAAACACUGCAGUAGAAGACUGGGAUGAAUGUGCUUCCCAAGCUGAGAAUGACUGCUCUGUGUUUGCAGAGUGUAUCAAUCUGAUGGGCUCCUACAUGUGCAGGUGCAAGACAACCAUGGAUACCAAUCCAUCCCGACCUGGAAGAAACUGUGAGGGUGAGGCUGUGGAUCCUCUCACUGACACCAUGGCUCCUGGAAUACGAAGCAGCACAGACUUUGCUCUGGAAGAAGGAAGGCCUGCAGGCCCUGUCACCACCCAGACAGGCCCCGGGCCAGGCCCUGUCACACUGCUCCCUGCUGCGCUGGCCCUGGGUGACAAACAAGUGUCCUACAGUCCCACCAGUGCUCCUCCAACCCCUUGGGAAAAAAGUCUGGCCCCACAGAUGGGUUUCAGCAGCCCCAUGGCCAUGGGGGCCACCCCCAGCAGGGCACUGGCCACAAGUCCAUGGCAGCCAAGCCCUGCAGCCAAGGCUGUUGUUCCAAGCACAGCCCUGGGCGCAGCCAGGCAGCAGCAGCUCAGCUCAGUGCGGCUGACUCCAAAUCAAACAGCCCCAGCUGCCACCAGCACUCCCACAGCCGCUGCUGUGCCCCAAGGCAGCUCGGGAGGUGGCCCUGACACAGCCGUGCUGGCCGCAGGGAGCGCUGACAUUGCUGCCGCUCUCAGAGCGGGCGGAGCGAUGGCGAGGGAGAGCAGCUCUGGGCCUGAGGGACACGGAGCCUGGGGGCCACCAGCUCUGCCAGGCGCCUCUGCAGCCCCCACCUUCCAGAACCUUAGUGGCACAGUUCAGAUAACAGACAUGGAAUACUCUCCAGGCUUCAGCAAUACAAGCAGUGAGGAAUAUCAAACCUUUGCACAGCUCUUUGUUGAUGAAGUGCAUAAAUCUCUGCCCCUUGAGGUGCUCCAGCAGAUGGAUGCUGGUCUGAUUAAAGUGCUGCUCACGGGUGGUACUAAUGGGAGCACAGUGGUAAGUUUCAAUUUGCUGCUUGCAGAAGAAGUGGAUGUCCACCAUUUCAUCACCAGUUUUUGUGAGGCCUUGGAACACAGCUCCUACUUCACCAUCAACAGGAGCAGCCUCUCCAUACACGCAUUUCCCUUCAGCCAGAAGGCAGCAGUGAUGGAUAAGAAACCUGUGCACAGCACAGUUUUACCUGUGACAUCUUUGCAAACUUCAGCUCGUGUUUCCUCCCCUGCUUCACUGGACUUUUCUCCUGCUGAGCACAAAGCUCUGGAGGACACCAAGCUCUCCAGCAGGGUGCUGACUCCUCUCCCCACGGAUCCCAUGGCAACUCCUGAUGUGUCUCCUCGAGCCUCUCCAGCCCCUCUUGUCAAACCUGCCCAAGAGGUUUCCAUUAAAGAGGCAGUGAGUGUGUUUUGUGAAAUGGAGAGGAUCGUCCUUGCCAUCCAGAAGAGGUUCUUGCAGCAGGAGUCUAUCCCAGAGAGUUCCCUGUUCCUGGGGCAGCCUGGCUGCAAUGUGAGCACCAGCAAUGGCACCCACGUUGUGCUGCAGGCGGGCUGGAGCGACUGUGGCACCCAGGUUGAGACUAACACGACUACUACUGUGGUGAAAACCACCCUUUGGAAUGAUGCUUCUGCUCAGGGAGUAAUCCACCACUUGAAUGCUGCCAGUCCCAUCCACUGUGUGUUUCAAAAUGAUGUCUUGACUUCCUCUGGGUACACUGCAGGAGGACUUUACACCAUCUUUGAGGAUUUGCAUGGAUCUGGACAUCUCAGAACAGAAAUGCAGCUGUUCAUUGGAAACUCCCCAGUCCCCAAAAAUUUCAGCAUCUCUGCCAGUGAGGAUGUGCUGAUCCAAGUGGGGAUGCAGAGGGCAGACAACAAGCUCAAGGUGGUUCUCACUGACUGCUGGGCCACUCCAACCAAUAAUUCAGUGGAUCCUCUGUCAUUUGUUUUUAUCAGCAACAGCUGUCCCAUCCCAAAUACUUACACCAUGCUGCUGGAAAAUGGGAAUUCAAGCAAAGCUCAGUUUAAGAUGAGAAUUUUUUCCUUUGUCAACAACUCUGUGGUUUACUUACACUGCAGAAUUCGUAUUUGUUUGGAGUCACCAGGAAGCACCUGCAGGACUAGAUGCCAUGCAAGGGCUCAGCUCCUGAAGGCUGGAGAAACCAUCGCCCUGCACAGAACAUCCUGGGGACCCCUGUGGAAAUCAGCUGCAUAUGAUUUGAAGAGAGAGAAGGAAGCUGGAAUGGGAAUUGGAUCCAUCAUCCUCAUAGCCCUUGCUGUGUUUGGUUUUGUGCUGGGAGUUGUGACCCUUCUCAUCUUCCAGUACCAGCGAAAGACAGGAAGAUACAACCUCAGGAUCAAGUCUGACAACUUCAGCUACCAGGUGUUCUAUGAUUAGUGAUUCACAGAUUACCACAUAUUUCAUAAUCACAAAACCAGGGGAGGCAGCUGUACUACACAUGCCAAGGUGAGCCAGCACUGAGUUACCUGGGGACAAAGUGCUUUUCUCACAUUACUUCUUUGUCACAUGAUUUGGCACUGAUGUAUUUUCCUUCC
Messenger RNA from Oenanthe melanoleuca, 4007 nucleotides. It is a transcript of the gene UMODL1, whose product is annotated as uromodulin like 1. The record is from RefSeq and is a predicted model, not a curated record. Lineage: Eukaryota; Metazoa; Chordata; Aves; Passeriformes; Muscicapidae. Gene Ontology annotation, molecular function: calcium ion binding; peptidase inhibitor activity; protein binding. The transcript is spliced from 20 exons. Bases 1 to 3849 code for a protein of 1282 amino acids. Gene Ontology annotation, cellular component: cell surface; extracellular region.